AUGAGUGCUGGUGCGACAAGCCUUAUAUUUUCCUACUACAACUUGAAGGGCGAUGAGGUAUCGUGGACGCGGCGAAUGCAUGAGCAGUAUGGAGAGGUCGUGCGCCUUAGCCCUGAUAGGCUCAGCUACAUCAACCCGCAAGCAUGGAAAGAUAUUGCUGGGCACCGCGUUGGGAACCGGAAGGAGAACUCGAAAGAUCCCCGCUUCCUGGGCCGAGCGUACAAUGGUGAAGACAGUAUCGUCACAGUGAUGGACACGAAAGAACACAGUAGCACUCGCAAGAUCUUCUCACACGCAUUCAGCGAAAAGGCGUUGAGGUUGCAAGAGCCCAUGAUCCGCGACUACGUUGGGCAACUUAGAGAGGUUUUGUAUGAGAAAUCUAAUGAGCAAGUGGAUCUGGUCAAACUUUACAAUUGCACGACUUUCGAUAUUAUGGGAGAUUUGGCGUUCGGCGAGCCCCUGGGCCUGCUUCAAGCUUCAGAAUACACACCGUGGGUCAAAGCUGUGUUUCUCAGCAUCAAGGCGGGCACCUUCCUUCGUCUGGCGCGCCAGUACCCUUUUUUCCAGAACAUAGUGGAACUUCUUACGCCCAAAUCCCUCAAGGAGAAGCGACGAUUACACUUCGAACAUGCUGUAGAGCGUGUCGACCGUCGUUUGGCAAAUGGAGACAAUCCCGACAAACCGGAUAUCUGGAGCCUUAUCCUGGAAAAGGAAGGCGAUCAGCUCGAUGUUGGCAAGAUGCAUGCCAACGCAUCGAUCUUCAUGGUUGCUGGCACUGAAACUACAGCGACGCUGCUGAGCGGCUUGACAUUCUACCUUCUUAAAAAUCCCGACAAGAUGCAGAAGGUGCAAGACGAAGUGCGUGCACUAUCCGAAGAGGACUUGACGCUUGAUAUGCUACCUCGACUGCCUUACAUGAACGCUUGUUUUGAGGAAGCCCUCCGCGUAUAUCCCCCUGUCCCCAUCGGUCUCCCUCGGGUGGUGCCAAAGGGGGGCAACGCUAUCUGCGGGGACUGGAUUCCAGCAAAUACUCGUGUCUACGUCUCUCAGAAGGCAGCGUAUUCCUCUCCGCUUAACUUCAAAGACCCCGACUCUUUCAUCCCUGAGCGCUGGCUGCCAGAUACAGGUUAUGACGGCGACAAGAAGGAAGUCAUGCAGCCUUUCUCCUACGGGCCGCGGAAUUGCGUAGGAAAAAACUUAGCAUACCAUGAGAUGCGGAUCAUUUUCGCAACCGUUCUGUGGCACUUUGACCUGGAACUGUGCCAGGAGAGCUCUUUCCACACGCAAAACUUUGAUCGACGUCUAAUGGAGAAGGAUCAUGAGUCCGGCCGCUCAGGCCGUAUUCCGCACUUCCAACGAGUCUUCAACCAAGGAGUCGUCAACGACGACAUCAUCAACCACCUUUACAGGGGAUCAGGGACUGAGAAUGACCCUUUUCUGGUCACUUGGAUCGACAAUGACCCGAUCAACCCGAUGAACUAUUCGACUGGUAUGAAAUGGAGCAUCACUAUGCUUGUCGCGAUCGCAACGCUGGCUGUAGCCUUCGUGUCCUCUGCAUACUCUGGCGGUGUCGCUGAGAUCCUGGAAGAAUUCCAAAUCUCACAGAUCAUCGGUACACUAGGUAUCUCGUUGUUCGUCCUAGGGUUCGCUAUCGGACCGCUGGCAUGGGCUCCAUUGAGUGAAUUGUACGGUCGCCAGUACCUCUUCUUCGGUACCUACAUGUGCCUCACUGCCUUCAACGCUGGCGCGGCUGGCUCUCAGAACAUCGAGACUCUGAUCAUCCUAAGAUUCUUGGCUGUUGGUGGUUUCGUCGGUCAGUCCAUCGGCUGGCGCUGGAUCGAAGGCGUCAUGGCUAUAUUCACUGGUGUUCUCUGGAUCGUCUACACUGUCUUCAUCCCAGAGACCUAUGCCCCAGUGCUGCUCAAAAAGCGUGCCGCAGCCCUCUCGAAGCGAACCGGAGACGUCUACAAAAGCAAAUCCGAGGUCGAGCAAGGCACCAAAUCUAUCGGGACAGCAUUCAAGACCGCUCUCAUUCGCCCAUGGCAACUUCUAUUCCUCGAACCGAUCGUUCUGCUCCUAUCCAUAUACAUGGCCGUCAUCUACGGAACGCUAUACAUGCUCUUUGGCGCUUUCCCCAUAGUCUACCAGCAAGGCCGUGGCUGGUCGCAAGGCAUUGGUGGUCUCGCAUUUUUGGGUGUGGCAGUAGGCAUGAUUGCAGCCACUAUCUACUCGAUAUGGGACAACAAGCGUUACAACAAGGCCAUCGAGGCUUCGCCUUCUGGCAUCGCCGCGCCCGAAGCUCGACUUCCACCUGCCCUUCUGGGCUCUGUCAUUAUGCCCAUUGGCCUUUUCUGGUUCGCGUGGACCAAUGGACCGAACAUUCACUGGAUUGUUAGCAUCAUAGCUAGCGUGCCUUUCGGCUUCAGUAUGGUUCUUGUCUUCCUUUCGAUCAUGAACUACCUCAUCGAUGCGUACCUCAUCUACGCGGCGUCCGCUCUUGCUGCUAACUCGGUGCUGCGAUCGCUCUUUGGCGCUGCAUUCCCGCUUUUCACUUCUGACAUGUAUAAGAAUCUGGGCAUACAUUGGGCUUCUUCGGUUCCGGCAUUCUUGGCAUUAGCUUGUGUGCCUUUUCCUUUCUUAUUUUACAAAUAUGGUGCUGCGAUUCGUCAGCGCUGUAAGUAUGCUGCGGAGGCUGCGGAGUUCUUGGAGAAGAUGCAGCAGAAAGGCUAA
Molecule: messenger RNA, 2730 nt
Organism: Alternaria atra
Lineage: Eukaryota; Fungi; Ascomycota; Dothideomycetes; Pleosporales; Pleosporaceae
Exons: 6
Coding region: 1-2730 (909 amino acids)
Biological process (GO): transmembrane transport
Molecular function (GO): iron ion binding; heme binding; transmembrane transporter activity
Source: RefSeq, a predicted model, not a curated record